Messenger RNA from Theobroma cacao (cacao), 4244 nucleotides. It is a transcript of the gene BRI1, whose product is annotated as Leucine-rich receptor-like protein kinase family protein. Gene Ontology annotation, biological process: protein phosphorylation. Gene Ontology annotation, molecular function: ATP binding; protein binding; protein kinase activity. The record is from RefSeq and is a predicted model, not a curated record. NCBI's taxonomy places the organism in Eukaryota, Viridiplantae, Streptophyta, Magnoliopsida, Malvales, Malvaceae.
CUUUCUUUUUCUUUUCUUCCUUUUUCUUUUCUUUCAAUAGCCCAAGCCAAACAAAAAACACAAGGGAGGAAAACCCAAGCUUUCUCUAUAAUUUCUCUCUCUAAAGCCAGAGCUCAAAGCUCUCUCUUUUCUCUCUAAUGGCAGGGCUCAAACCCUAAACACCUUCCUUCUCUCUCUCUCUCCCAUCUUACUCCGCCAAAAGAAAAAUUUCCCACGAAAAUGAGGCCUUUCUUUGCCUCAAGAACUUACUUUUCUCUCUUUGUUCUCACCUUCACCACCACCUUUCUUAUCUCCCUUGAAGCUGCUGCUUCUCCUAACAACAAAGAUUCUCAGCUCCUGCUCAACUUCAAAACCAGCUUGCCUAACCCAUCUCUUCUUCAAGACUGGCUUCCGAACCAAGACCCUUGUAGCUUCAAAGGUGUUACUUGCCAAGACUCCAGAGUUUCCUCUAUUCAACUAAGCUACACCUCCUUAAGCACAGAUUUUCACCUUGUUGCUGCCUUCCUUUUAGCCCUGGAAAACUUGGAAUCCCUUUCUUUGUUAAAAGCCAACAUCUCUGGCAACAUUUCUUUCCCUGCUGGAUCCAAGUGUAGCUCCCUGUUAACCACCUUAGAUCUAUCCCAAAACACCUUGUCUGGCUCUCUUUUAACUGUUUCGAGCUUGGCUUCUUGCUCAAAGUUGAAGGUUCUCAACUUAUCAAGCAAUAGUCUUGAGUUUUCAGGUAAAGAAUCCAGGGGUUUGCAGCUAAGUUUGGAAGUUCUUGAUCUUUCUUUCAACAAGAUUUCUGGCGGAAACGUGGUCCCUUGGAUUCUUUACGGUGGUUGCAGUGAGUUAAAGCUCUUGGCUUUGAAAGGAAACAAGAUUACAGGUGAAAUAAAUGUCUCAAAUUGCAAAAACUUGCACUUUUUGGAUCUUUCAUCAAACAAUUUUUCGAUGGGGACUCCUUCAUUUGGAGACUGCUUAACUUUGGAAUAUCUUGAUGUCUCUGCCAACAAGUUUUCUGGUGAUAUUUCCCGUGCAAUUUCUUCGUGUGUGAACUUAAAUUUCUUGAAUCUAUCAAGCAACCAGUUUUCUGGUCCGAUUCCAGCUUUGCCAACUUCCAAUUUGCAGCGCCUUUAUUUAGCUGAAAAUAAGUUUCAAGGAGAGAUUCCUCUGUAUCUCACAGAAGCUUGUUCUGGUCUUGUUGAGCUGGAUCUUUCUUCAAAUAAUCUAUCUGGUACGAUUCCCAGUGGCUUUGGUUCUUGCUCUUCUUUGAAGACUUUUGAUGUAUCUAGUAACAACUUCACAGGUAAACUGCCCAUUGAGAUAUUUCAGAAUAUGAGUUCCUUGAAGAAGCUUGGUUUAGCUUUCAAUGAUUUUUCCGGUCGUUUGCCUGAGUCUUUGUCUACUCUUUCCAACCUGGAGACUUUAGAUCUCAGUUCAAAUAAUUUUUCAGGGCCAAUUCCUGUGUCUUUAUGUGAAAAUCCGAGAAACAGCUUAAAAGUUCUUUAUUUGCAAAACAACAUCUUAACUGGGUCUAUUCCUGCUAGUCUCAGUAACUGUUCUCAGCUUGUUUCACUCCAUUUGAGCUUCAAUAACCUCUCGGGAACAAUUCCUCCAAGCUUGGGUUCUCUCUCCAAACUUCAGGAUUUGAAGCUUUGGUUGAAUCAGCUCCAUGGAGAAAUCCCUCAAGAGCUAAGUAACAUUCAGACACUUGAGACCUUGAUUCUUGACUUCAAUGAGCUGACAGGAACAAUACCUUCUGCGCUAAGCAACUGUACCAAGUUGAAUUGGAUUUCAUUGUCCAACAACCGGUUGACUGGUGAGAUUCCUGCUUGGCUUGGCAAGCUUUCCAGUCUUGCAAUUCUCAAACUCAGCAAUAACUCCUUUUAUGGAAGAAUCCCACCGGAGCUUGGAGAUUGUCAAAGCUUGAUAUGGUUGGAUCUUAACACCAAUAACUUGAGUGGGACUAUCCCUCCUGUGCUGUUCAAACAAUCUGGUAAAAUUGCUGUCAAUUUUAUUGCUGGGAAGAGGUAUAUGUAUAUCAAGAAUGAUGGAAGCAAAGAGUGCCACGGGUCAGGAAAUUUACUAGAAUUCGCAGGAAUUAGACUGGAACAACUGGAUAGAAUUUCCACCAGGAAUCCUUGCAACUUUAUGAGAGUCUAUGGAGGUCACACACAGCCCACAUUCAACAAUAAUGGUUCUAUGAUUUUUCUUGAUCUUUCAUACAAUCUGCUGUCAGGUACAAUUCCAGAGGAGAUUGGCACAAUGUCAUAUCUCUUUAUCUUGAAUUUGGGCCACAACAAUAUCUCUGGAACCAUCCCACAAGAGAUUGGGAACUUAAAGGGUCUCGGCAUUCUUGAUCUUUCAUACAACAGGCUUGAAGGGAAAAUUCCACAAUCCAUGACUGGCAUUACAAUGCUGAGCGAGAUUAAUCUGUCAAACAACCUUCUCAAUGGCAUGAUUCCUGAAAUGGGUCAGCUGGAAACAUUUCCUGCUAAUGAUUUCCUAAAUAACUCAGGUCUCUGUGGGGUCCCUCUUUCUGCCUGUGGGAGUCCAGCAUCUGGUUCAAAUUCUGAGCAUCCAAAGUCCCAUCGCAGACAAGCUUCUCUUGCAGGAAGUGUGGCAAUGGGAUUGUUGUUCUCUCUCUUUUGCAUCUUUGGUUUGAUCAUAGUUAUUGUAGAGACAAAGAAAAGAAGGAAGAAGAAGGAUUCUGCUCUUGAUGUUUAUAUGGACGGUCAGUCCCACUCAGGCACCGUAAAUACUAGCUGGAAGCUAACCGGUGCACGAGAAGCAUUGAGCAUCAACCUGGCCACAUUUGAGAAGCCCCUUCGGAGGCUCACCUUUGCUGAUCUUCUUGAAGCCACUAAUGGCUUCCAUAAUGACAGCCUUAUUGGCUCUGGUGGUUUUGGUGAUGUAUACAGGGCGCAACUGAAAGAUGGGAGUGUUGUUGCAAUCAAGAAACUGAUACAUAUCAGUGGACAGGGUGACCGAGAAUUCACGGCAGAAAUGGAAACCAUUGGGAAGAUCAAGCACCGGAACCUUGUUCCUCUCUUGGGUUACUGUAAGGUAGGAGAAGAACGGCUCCUAGUUUAUGAGUACAUGCGGUAUGGAAGCUUAGAGGAUGUUUUACAUGAUCAAAAGAAAGAUGGGAUCAAACUGAAUUGGGCAGUAAGGAGAAAGAUUGCCAUUGGAGCUGCAAGAGGUCUGGCGUUUCUUCACCAUAAUUGCAUUCCUCAUAUAAUUCAUAGAGAUAUGAAAUCGAGCAAUGUCCUGCUCGAUGAGAAUUUGGAGGCCAGAGUCUCAGAUUUUGGGAUGGCAAGGCUUAUGAGUGCAAUGGACACGCAUUUGAGUGUCAGUACAUUAGCAGGUACCCCUGGCUAUGUUCCUCCUGAAUAUUACCAGAGCUUUAGAUGUUCCACAAGAGGUGAUGUUUACAGUUACGGUGUAGUUUUGCUCGAGUUGCUUACAGGGAAAAGACCUACAGAUUCUGCUGAUUUCGGUGAUAACAAUCUUGUGGGGUGGGUGAAACAGCAUGCAAAACUUAGACUAAGUGAUGUCUUUGAUCCAGAGCUAAUGAAAGAGGACCCGUGCCUUGAGAUUGAGCUUUUGCAACACUUCAAGGUUGCUUGUGCUUGCUUGGAUGAUCGACCAUGGAAACGUCCCACAAUGAUUGAAGUCAUGGCAAUGUUCAAGGAAAUACAAACAGGGUCUGGCCUUGACUCCCAGUCGACCAUUGCCACCGAGGAUGGAGGCUUUAGUGCAGUUGAAAUGGUAGAGAUGACCAUAAAAGAAGUCCCUGAAGGUAAGCAGUAGAUGAAACAAGUUCAACCCAAUUUUCAAGAGAAAUUCUUUGAAGAUAAGAAGAAAGAAGCAGGUGGCAAUGAUUCAUUCAGCUCCCACAAAAUUUUCCCACUUCUUUACAACUUCAAACUUGGCAUAGAACUGCCCUUUGUAUCUCUACCAUUUGAUGUAUGUAUCUUGUAUCCCUCCCAAAAAUCUUGUUAUUUAUACAUAAAAAGGUUGUUUAACUUGUUAUAAAUGUGUAAAUAUACAGUUCCCCAGUUGUUAUGCUGUUUUAUUUCCCAGUUUUUUCUUUAUGAAGAGAAAUUUGUUUUAGUUAUUAAAUCCUCAAAAAGGAACCUCCUAGUCCCUAGAUCAGUUACCUCGGUGAUGGUGACUAAGUGAAGGGUUCGUUUGGCCCCUUCUUCAGGUUGCUUGAUUUGUUUUCAUUCUCUCUUUUAUCAUAUUCCAACUUUAUUCCA